Messenger RNA from Didymosphaeria variabile, 1407 nucleotides. RefSeq names its product tRNA(m(1)G37)methyltransferase (gene TRM5). Gene Ontology annotation, biological process: tRNA N1-guanine methylation; mitochondrial tRNA methylation. The record is from RefSeq and is a predicted model, not a curated record. The transcript is spliced from 2 exons. Lineage: Eukaryota; Fungi; Ascomycota; Dothideomycetes; Pleosporales; Didymosphaeriaceae. Bases 1 to 1407 code for a protein of 468 amino acids. Gene Ontology annotation, cellular component: cytoplasm; mitochondrial matrix.
AUGUCGGACGAUUCCAACGACAUGUUCGCGCCGCCCGUCAACCGCGCCAUGAAGGUGCUAGAUCGCUCCUUCUUCCAGAAGACGGUCAACACGUCGGCCGCGCGCAUCUUCAACCCAAAGGACAUCUCACGCGUCCGCACCGACCUCGACCGCAGUCGCGACACCCUCAGAACCCGCCUCGAUGGUGUACGGCCCGACAUAGAUGCUGCGCGCGCUACAAAAGGCGGCAAAUGUCUGCUACUGAAGCCGGAAGUGGUGCAUAACGAUAGAAACACCUGGAGCCCGAUACUGCAAGAGCUCGAACAAGCCGGCACGGUUGGCGUAGUACCCUACGAAUUGAAACUCGACUAUGACUACUUCACCUAUUCCGAGAUCACGAAUGCCAUCAUACCUCCGCCCGAGAAGAAGAAUGACGACGAGAUACCGACAGGCUUUACCCUCGCGGGCCACGUUGCACAUCUCAAUCUACGAGAGCGAUAUCUACCAUACAAGAGCCUCAUUGCGACUGUGCUUGCAGACAAAAAUCCCAUCGUGACCACAGUCAUCAACAAGUUGGACAAUGUAGGGACGGAGAAUGCAUACCGGACGUUCCAGUAUGAAGUCUUACAUGGCAAGGACGACUUGAACGUCGAGGUUCACGAGCAGGGCUGCAAGUUCAACUUCGACUUUGCAAAGGUAUACUGGAACACGCGACUUCACACCGAGCACGAGCGGCUUUGCAGUCUCUUCAAAGAAGGCGAAGCUAUAUGCGAUGUCAUGGCCGGCGUAGGGCCCUUCGCCAUCCCCGCAGGCAAGAAAAAGUGCUUCGUGUGGGCCAACGACCUCAACCCCGAUUCGUACAAGUACCUCGCCGAGAACGUCAAGAGCAACAAAGUCGACUCGUAUGUGCGCGCAUUCAAUACCGAUGGCGCGGCAUUCAUCCGGUCAAGCGCCGCUGAUCUUCUAAAGGACGACCGCUCUAUACCCAUCUACCCCAAGGUGAAGUACUCAAGAAGCGCGCCAAAGCCCACGGAACCACCCAUACCGCUCCGCACGCUCGUGCAGCCUCAUAUCUUCAGCCACUACGUCAUGAACCUUCCUGCCUCCGCCAUCACCUUUCUCCACAACUACAUCGGACUGUACUCCAACAUACCCGGAAUGCCCGCAUCAGAGAUCCGCAAACUCUUAUCACCGCACACAGACGUCAAGCUGCCCAUGAUUCACGUGCACUGCUUCAGCACUAAGAGCAAAGACCAUGUAGUGGAGACGAAGGAAAUCUGCGAGGAGAUCAGCCGGCAAUUGAAUUUCGAGGUUACUUCCGAAACCCCGGAGCUAGAGGUUUUCCAUGUGAGGGAUGUGGCGCCCAAGAAAACUAUGUUUUGUGCGAGCUUCAGGUUGCCGGAGGAGGUAGCUUUUAGGGAGACAUGA